AUGAGCAUGAGCGAUCGCGACAGAUUGGUGUCGCAGGCCAGCCUCAAGACCAAGGGGGAGGCCACGCCGAGGAAGGGGACCAAGCGCGUGCGGAAGGCGAUUAAGAACGCCAGGGGGCUCAUCAGCGACCUCUUCCAGAGGGAGAGAUUCUCGACAUGGUUGGUGUACGACCAGAGCAUACCAAGGGAUGUAGUCACCCCGCUGGAGUCAGCCCGUGGGCCAAGGACUGGCAGGCCACCUCCACAUCCACAAAGCCAGUCUGGGUCACUGGCACAGACGAGCAGCAUUCCUAGGCAGAACUCCAAGACGAAAGCGGAAUCAAAAGGAAGAAGCCCUCUGCCCCAAGAGAUUGAACAUGCCGAUCCCCUGGACAGCAUAGGGUCACUGAGCGAGAGCGAAGCGCUGGCUGAGGAGAGGAGCACCACUGCAACCUCUGGUGGCCGGCAAAGAACGGCUCUGGACACCCUCAGCACCAUUGGCUCUGAUGACAACUGGGACGAUUUUGAUCGCAAGCCCACUGUCAUCAACACCUUCGAUGAUGUUGCUGCGAUGGUGCAACCGGGCCUGUUCAUUGGAGCUUUUCUUGCGGAGCAGAACAGGGUGGAACUCGAGAAGAAGGGGAUCACGCAUAUUCUGCAGGUCGGUGAUAACCUGGCCCGCAGCUACGAGGGUGUAUUCAAAUACCAUACCAUCAGUGUCUCAGACGUCGAAUCUGCACAUCUGCUGCUGCACUUCAAUGAGUGCUUCGAAUUCAUUGAUAGUGCAAGGAAGUCUGGAGGUGGCGUCCUAGUGCAUUGCUUUGCUGGAAUUUCUCGAUCGGCGACCGUGUGCAUUGGAUACUUGAUAUGGAAGCUGAAUUUGAGCCUUGGGGCAGCAUACAGUUUAGUCGAGGGCGCACGGAGCUGUACUCAGCCCAAUGAGGGAUUCCGCAGGCAACUGCAGGUGUUUGAGAACUUGGGUGGCGACCUUGAGUUGUUGGAGCAAUGGUGCUUGCGCAACAAGGACUUCACCUUCACCGAAGCGCCCAGCGAAGCCUCUGGUAGGACGAUGGACUCUGACGACUUCGACCUUUGA
Molecule: messenger RNA, 1074 nt
Organism: Ostreobium quekettii
Lineage: Eukaryota; Viridiplantae; Chlorophyta; Ulvophyceae; Bryopsidales; Ostreobiaceae
Source: the annotation of a GenBank genome assembly